UUUUCAAUUAUGCGUGUAAUCAAUUGAUGUCCUUAUUUAUUGAAACCAUAGCAUUGUCGGUGUUCGAAUAUUUGUUACAAUGUCUGUCUAUUUAAACCCAUCAUUAAAAGCGUCUAUCACCAGUUGAUCACCACUCGAGAAACUUAUCCAAGCAAAAAAAAUGAAGCUAUCAAUUUGUCUUUUCUUUGUUUCAAUCAUAACAUUGUCCACACAAGUUCCAGCGCCGUCUUUCCAAUUCAAAGACUGUGGGAAAUCAAACGCCAUCGUGCGGUUUGAAGAGGUUUCAAUAAAGCCUGAUCCUGUUUAUUUUGAUGGACUCGGAGAAUCAACAAUUAUUUACAAUAUUCGUCAAGAUUUACCUUUGGAUGCUUUUUUACGUGUUGAUCUUUGGAAUGGCAAUCGAAUUGCCGAAGAAGCCUUGAAAGAUGAAGACCGAACACCAUGUUUACUUGGACCUGUAUGUGAAAUCGCCGUCUGUGAUUGGAUGCAAUUGGAAUAUUACUCUUGUAUGAGUUAUCACAAUUCAACUUCAUACUGUACAUGUCCAGUUAAAGCAGGAAUUAGAUCUGAUAUCAGUGAAAAAUUCAUCUUCCCAUCUAAAUAUCUGUUGCCACUUUGGUUUAACGAAGGUACUUAUACUUCAAGAUUCACCAUUAUGGAUGGAUCAAGGAGUGAACUUGGAUGCCUGUUAUUGUCUGGAACAGUUGUCCACAAACAAAGUUAAUUGGUCUCUAUUGUACAAUCCAGGACAGUUUAUCAGUCCAUUUUUUCAAAUUCGGUCCCAAUCUCCAUAAAUCACACAACACUGUGAAUUAUUUUCAAUUAUGUUUCUGUACAUAAGUAAAACCAAUAAACUAGAUAACAUUAUUCCAACUCUUG
Tetranychus urticae (two-spotted spider mite) is the source of this 879-nucleotide messenger RNA. RefSeq lists its product as uncharacterized. The record is from RefSeq and is a predicted model, not a curated record. NCBI's taxonomy places the organism in Eukaryota, Metazoa, Arthropoda, Arachnida, Trombidiformes, Tetranychidae. Gene Ontology annotation, cellular component: cytoplasmic side of plasma membrane. Gene Ontology annotation, molecular function: enzyme activator activity; lipid carrier activity. Gene Ontology annotation, biological process: ganglioside catabolic process; lipid transport.